CGAGGGAACACCAAAUCAAAACUGAUAUUAAUAGUGGCAGCCCUGUUAUUGAACGGGGUUGUUUGGCUUAAAAAACAAAUCAAUUCGCACAAAAACAUUGCCAAAAAGAUCAAAAUGGUGUCCCUGGAGAAGCUGAAACAAUUGAGACUGAUCCAUCUGUGCAUCGCGCUCACCUUCUUCACCAGUGGGCUGUGCAUCAACUUUAUCCAGUUGCUAAUGCACGUAUUUAUCAAACCGAUAGACAAGCGACUCUUCCGCAAGUUGAUGUACUAUGCCUGCUAUUCGCUCUACUCCCAACUCAUCUUCGUGUCCGACUGGUAUGCCGGCAGCAAGAUGACUGUCUAUAUGGACAAAGAGGACUUUGAGAAGCAUGCUGGAAAGGAGCACGUGCUCCUGAUUAUGAACCAUAAGUACGAGAUCGACUGGCUCAACGGCUGGAUGAUCUGCGACAAGUUGGGAGUCCUGGGCAACUGCAAGGCCUAUGCUAAGAAGGCCAUCCGAUAUGUGCCCAUCAUCGGCUGGGGCUGGUGGCUCGCCGAGUUCGUCUUCCUCAACCGUAACUUUGACCAGGACAAGACCAUUAUCACCGAACAGCUCAAGGUGGUCUACUCCUAUCCCGAUCCCACCUGGCUUUUGCUCAACGCGGAGGGCACCCGUUUCACUCCCGCCAAGCACGAGGCAUCCGUGAAGUUCGCCCAGGAAAGGGGCAUGACGGUGCUGAAGCACCACUUGAUCCCACGCACUAAGGGAUUCACCGCCAGUUUAGCACCCAUCCGGGGUCUCUGCCCGGUCAUCUACGACAUUAACCUAGCUUACAGGCCCACAGACAAGGUUCCUGCCACAAUGUUGAGUCUUCUGCAUGGAAAGGGAGUGGAACCUCACCUGCUGAUGAGGCGUAUCCCCCUUGAACAGGUGCCUGAAGACGAGAAGGAGGCCGCCGCCUGGCUGCAGAAUCUGUUCGUGGAAAAGGACAAGAUCAUCGACAGCUUCCUGGAGACUGGCAGCUUCUUUAAGACGUCCGGCGUGAAGGAAGUGCCAGCCUAUGUGAACAAACGCCGGCUGUGUUCUCUUGUGAAUUUCGCCUGCUGGGCGACUUUCUCGCUUUUCUGCAUUUUCUACUACUUGGUCACUUCCCUGUUGGCUGCCAAUUGGACGGCCUUUAUCGCUGCUGUUUCAGUGCUGGGACUUUUUUACUGGCUAAUGGGUCAGGCCAUUAACAAGACGCAGAUUAGCAGAGGAUCCAGCUAUGGAUCCUCCAAGUCAAGCACAAAAUAACUUUCGAUUUCGCAUUUAGUUUCGAUUGUUGUCGAACUCAAUUAUCUACAAGUGACUUUGUAAAACGCAGUCCUCUCACAAAUCUCUCUGCUAAAUGGAUCAAUUCGCGAUUCCUCCCCGGACGAUUUAAAAAGUGUUUUUGAACAGAAAGUGCAUGUUUUUUGUCUAAGUUUAUGGUUACAAGGUAACUCCCGCACACUGGAGCCAUCAAUUUGCGUACGUAGUUGGUAGUUGUACACCUAAGUGGAAAUUUAAUUGUUUGAUCAAUUGUAUUUUGGCGAGCAUUGCAAUAAUUAAAUUAAACAGAACGUGA
Drosophila eugracilis is the source of this 1588-nucleotide messenger RNA. RefSeq names its product 1-acyl-sn-glycerol-3-phosphate acyltransferase gamma (gene Agpat3). The transcript is spliced from 5 exons. The record is from RefSeq and is a predicted model, not a curated record. The coding region runs from base 115 to 1275 and encodes 386 amino acids. Gene Ontology annotation, molecular function: 1-acylglycerol-3-phosphate O-acyltransferase activity. Lineage: Eukaryota; Metazoa; Arthropoda; Insecta; Diptera; Drosophilidae. Gene Ontology annotation, cellular component: endomembrane system.